GACGCCCCCUGCAGCCGCGGCCUCCGCAGCCUCGGGGGAUCCUGAGGACGGCCGCCCGGCGCGACUCCCUCGUGCCGUCCGCCGCGGGGCCCUGCGCGCCUGUGGCCCGCUGGUAAUGGACGGUCCAGUCACGUCCGCGUGGGUCCGAGGGUCUCGCGUCCCUGGAGGAUGAUGACCUAGCACCGGGAAGUCCCCCCGGACGCCCUGAACCGACCUGGCCCUGGUGGCACCCGACCUGCAUCCGCGCUGCCCUUCUGGACGCUCCGCACCCGAGGGAGGGUGCGCACCAGGCACGCCUUUCUGGAACUCACCUUUAGUACAAUCGUUUCUUUGCGAAGAAGGGAUUUCCUUUAUUGGGGGGAGGGGGGUUAUUGACUUUCUUUUCGGGACGGGAAUUUGGGGGACAAUAAGGAGAAUACUUGGCUACCCGCGACUUUGUAGGGGGCUAACGGACAGCCGGCCGGGAGCAGAGGCGCCGAUUCCAGGAUGGAUGUGGCCGACCCGCAGCAGUUGGGCAUGUUUACGGAGGGCGAGCUGAUGUCGGUGGGGAUGGACACGUUCAUCCACCGCAUCGAUUCCACCGAGGUCAUCUACCAGCCCCGCCGCAAGCGAGCCAAGCUCAUCGGCAAAUACCUGAUGGGGGAUUUACUCGGGGAGGGGUCUUAUGGCAAAGUGAAGGAGGUGCUGGACUCGGAGACCCUCUGCCGUAGGGCUGUCAAAAUCCUCAAGAAGAAGAAGCUGCGGAGGAUUCCCAACGGGGAGGCGAACGUGAAGAAGGAGAUUCAGCUGCUGCGGCGGUUGCGGCACAAGAACGUCAUCCAGCUGGUGGACGUGCUGUACAACGAAGAGAAGCAGAAAAUGUAUAUGGUGAUGGAGUACUGCGUGUGUGGCAUGCAGGAAAUGCUGGACAGCGUGCCCGAGAAGCGCUUCCCUGUGUGCCAGGCCCAUGGGUACUUCUGCCAGCUGGUGGACGGCUUGGAGUACCUGCACAGCCAGGGCAUCGUGCACAAGGACAUCAAGCCGGGCAACCUGCUCCUCACCACUGGCGGCACGCUCAAGAUCUCUGACCUGGGCGUGGCCGAGGCUCUGCACCCAUUCGCUGAAGAUGACACGUGCAGGACGAGCCAGGGGUCCCCGGCGUUUCAGCCGCCUGAGAUCGCCAAUGGCCUGGACACCUUCUCUGGCUUCAAGGUGGACAUCUGGUCAGCUGGGGUCACGCUCUACAACAUCACGACGGGCCUGUAUCCCUUCGAAGGGGACAACAUCUACAAGCUGUUUGAGAACAUUGGGAAGGGGGACUACACGAUCCCAGGUGACUGCGGCCCCCCGCUCUCAGACCUGCUGAAAGGGAUGCUGGAGUAUGAGCCGGCCAAGAGGCUUUCCCUGCAGCAGAUCAGGCAGCACAGUUGGUUCCGGAAGAAACACCCCCCGGCUGAGGAGCCGGUGCCCAUCCCCCCGAGCGCAGACUGCAAGGACCGGUGGCGCGGCAUGACCGUGGUGCCGUACCUGGAGGACCUGCACGGCUGUGCCGACCAGGAUGGGGACGAGGACCUUUUCGACAUCGAGGACGACAUCAUCUACACUCAGGACUUCACGGUGCCUGGUGACGAGGCGGCGUCUGAGGCAGGGCUUAGAGAGGAGAGAGCCUCGCAGAAGAGCCAGUGCUCGGCCCUCCCUGGGCAGGAAGCUGAGGCCGGGGGCGUGGACGAGCUGGUGGAGGGGCUGGAGGGGAACCCCGGGGGGGCUCCAGGCCUUAGCGUGGCCCUGCCCUGUGUAGGCGGGCGCUGCCCAUCCCAGGGCUCUGACUGACCCUGCCCGGGAGCUGCCUGAUGGCCCCGGCCUGGGGUGCACCGCCUCUCCCUGCGCCCACAGCUCCCUUCUGUCGGGCGCUCUGCAGGUUCGCGUCAUAAAGGUUUGCCCGCUGUGUGUGCAGGUGAUGCUUGCCCCCCCCGCCCAGCUCCUGGCUGGCCGCGAGGCGUCAUGGCAGGAAGAGCGCUUGCGGGCCGGGAGAAGAGGGGCCCCUGCCCGCGCGCCGGGCGCUGCCACAGCGGGGUGCUGUGCACUUUGUCCCUCGGGGCCGCCCUGGCGCUGCGCUGGCCGCCAUCCACGGGUCCAGCCUGGCCCUGGCCCCGCUCGCUGGAUUUGCCCCUUAUUCCCGUGGAGGCCCGGCACCCCGGGCCCGGGGGCUGGUGUGUGCGUCCUGGCCCCGGUCCUGCCCCUGAGGGGCCGGGGGCGCCCGGUGUGGCUCUCGCGUGAGGCUGAGGAGGUGCUGCCGGGCUCCCGCUGCCGCCCUCCCUGGCCCCGCUUUCGGGUCCUGGCUGACCGCCGGUUCCAGGCGGCCCUGGGAGGGUACUGCGGCCCUGGGUUUCCCGAGUGGGACGGGCCCACCUGGGAGUGGCCGUCAGGCCUGAGGCAGGUCGCCGCGCGGGAGCUCUGCAGAGGGCUCUGUGGCCACUUCUCUGGCUUACUCCUAGGUCAGCACAGGCCAGGCGGGGCCAGUGCUCCUGCUCACGCCCAGGCCCUCACCUGCUGGGCCUUGUCUUCCUCGAUUUGACCUCACGGGCAGUGUCCCACCGCCUGAGAGCCAGGCACCACGCCAGGGCCCAGGUGGACUGUGGCCAGCGCCCCACGCGCCUUGGGACGAGGGGCAUUUCUGGUGCGGGCCAGCUGCCACUCGCGAGUGCCGGUGCUGGGUGCCCUGCAGGGCUGGCCCUCUUGGCCCUCCGCAGCAGGGCCCCACCCCAGCCUGGGUGUGAGCCCUGCUUCCGGGGUGGGGGCAGGUGCACAGCACAGUUCAGCUAGAUGCUCCUUCAGACAGAGCCCUGGGGGUUGGGCAGAGGGGAGUCAGGCUCUGGCGGGGACUGAAGAUGCGCCAGCAGGUGGCUCGCGCCCCCUCUCACCCCAGCUCUCCAGCUGUCCCAGGGAGUGAAGGGUGGCGCCACUGCGGGCCAUUGCGGCCAGGGCCGAUCUUGUCACGCCGUGGGAAGGCCUGUCCCCUGGCCUCCCAUGCUCACAGGGCUCCUGAGGCGAGCCUUCCAGCUCUGGCCCUGUCCUGGGCCUCCGGGGCUGGCGGCCGCUGGUGAUGAGGUGAGCAGCGGCCCAGGCGCCCUGGUGCAGCCCCUGGCCCGCACCGACCCUGCGGGCGUGGGAGGGGGCCGGGCUGGGCUCGGCAUGGUCCCCACCAGCCCACACUCGUCCUCU
Messenger RNA from Condylura cristata (star-nosed mole), 3201 nucleotides. RefSeq names its product serine/threonine kinase 11 (gene STK11). Bases 487 to 1809 code for a protein of 440 amino acids. The record is from RefSeq and is a predicted model, not a curated record. Gene Ontology annotation, biological process: intracellular signal transduction; regulation of cell growth; glucose homeostasis. Gene Ontology annotation, molecular function: ATP binding; protein serine/threonine kinase activity; protein kinase activator activity. Lineage: Eukaryota; Metazoa; Chordata; Mammalia; Eulipotyphla; Talpidae. Gene Ontology annotation, cellular component: cytoplasm. The transcript has 9 exons.